Messenger RNA from Myripristis murdjan (pinecone soldierfish), 6086 nucleotides. It is a transcript of the gene pcsk5b, whose product is annotated as proprotein convertase subtilisin/kexin type 5b. The record is from RefSeq and is a predicted model, not a curated record. Gene Ontology annotation, biological process: peptide hormone processing. Bases 366 to 6068 code for a protein of 1900 amino acids. The transcript has 38 exons. Gene Ontology annotation, cellular component: trans-Golgi network; Golgi membrane. Lineage: Eukaryota; Metazoa; Chordata; Actinopteri; Holocentriformes; Holocentridae. Gene Ontology annotation, molecular function: serine-type endopeptidase activity.
CUCUCUCUCUCACACACACACACACACACACACACACACACACACACACACACACACACACACUUCCUCCUCCACCGUGGAAAAACAGAGGGAGAGAGAGAGAGAGAGAGGGCACACGAAACGCAAACUUCCAACUCUCCCAUGUGGAGAGCACAGGCUUGGGGAUAAGGUAUAUUUUUUCCUUUCCUACCCGGGGCUCAGUUCCUUCCCCCCUCUCUCUCUCUCUGUGUGAGUGUGUGUGUGUUUCCCCCCCCGGAUAGUUGGGUUUCUAUGAGAGUCUUGCUCGGCGAGAGAAGUUUGGUUGUUUGCCUGGCCGUGCUGAGGAGGAGGAGGAGGAGAAGAGUCGGGUGAAAAGUGGGGGGAAGAUGGUCCGCAACGCCGCUUGGAGAAGAGGCUUGCUGUGCGUCCUGGUGCUCUGUCUCGGCUUUGCCUCCCCACCGUGCAAAGCUCGGAUUUACACCAACCACUGGGCAGUCAGGAUAGCCGGGGGACCCGAGGUUGUCGACCGGAUAGCGGAAAAAUAUGGCUAUAGGAACAUGGGACAGAUUGGGGAUCUGAAAGACCACUACCACUUCUUCCACAGUCGGACCAUCAAGAGGUCGACAUUGUCCAGCCGCGGUCGCCACAGUUUCAUCUCCAUGGAGCCCAAGGUGGAGUGGAUACAGCAGCAGGUGGUGAAGAGGAGGAUCAAGAGGGAUUACAAACCGGCCCCGCCCCUUUCCUUGUCAAGCCCCGCCUACAGCAGCUCGGCCCAGAACAACAUCUUCUUUAACGAUGCCAAGUGGAGCAGUAUGUGGUACAUCCACUGUAACGACGACGUCCAUAACUGCCAGUCCGACAUGAACAUCAUGGGUGCGUGGAAGAGGGGCUACACGGGUAAAGAUGUGGUGGUGACCAUCCUGGACGACGGCAUCGAGAGGAACCACCCAGACCUGCUUCAGAACUACGACUCUCACGCCAGCUUUGAUGUUAAUGGCAACGAUAUGGAUCCCAUGCCUCGCUACGAUGCCAGCAACGAGAACAAACAUGGGACACGGUGUGCGGGCGAAGUCGCUGCAGCGGCUAACAACUCCCAUUGCAUUGUGGGAAUUGCCUACAAUGCCAGAAUAGGAGGUGUGCGCAUGCUGGACGGAGAUGUAACAGACAUGGUGGAGGCCAAGUCUCUGAGUCUCCAUCCACAGCACAUAGACAUAUACAGCGCCAGCUGGGGACCUGAUGAUGACGGGAAGACUGUGGAUGGACCAGCCUCUCUGGCCAGACAGGCCUUCGAGAAUGGCAUCCGCAUGGGAAGGAAGGGCCGUGGCUCCAUCUUUGUUUGGGCGUCGGGAAACGGCGGGCGCAGCAGGGACCACUGCUCCUGCGACGGCUACACCAACUCCAUCUACACCAUCUCCAUCUCCAGCACGGCCGAGAGCGGACGCAAGCCUUGGUACCUCGAGGAGUGCUCAUCCACCCUGACCACCACCUACAGCAGCGGAGAGAAUUACGACCGCAAGAUUAUCACUACAGAUCUGAGACAUCGAUGCACAGACAGUCACACAGGGACAUCGGCCUCGGCUCCCAUGGCUGCUGCCAUCAUCGCGCUGGCCCUGGAGGCAAAUCCUCUUCUGACUUGGAGAGACGUCCAGCACAUCAUUGUUAAGACCUCUAGAGCUGGACAUCUCAAUGCCCCUGACUGGAAGACCAAUGCUGCUGGAUACAAUGUCAGCCACCUGUACGGCUUUGGCCUGAUGGACGCUGAGGCGAUGGUGAAGGAGGCAGAGCGAUGGAAGCAGGUCCCUGCCCAGCACGUCUGUGUGGAGAGUGCAGACCGGCAAAUCAGAACCAUCCGUCCAGAGCACGUGGUGCGUUCAGUGUACAAGGCGACAGGCUGCACGGACAACUCCAACCACCAUGUGAUCUACCUGGAGCAUGUGGUGGUCCGCAUUACGAUCACACACCCUCGCCGUGGAGACCUGUCAAUCAACCUCACCUCACCCUCAGGAACCAAGUCUCAACUGCUUGCCAACAGGUUGUUUGACCACUCUAUGGAAGGUUUUAAGAACUGGGAGUUCAUGACCACCCACUGCUGGGGAGAGAAGGCAGCAGGAGACUGGAUCCUAGAGAUCCACGACUCACCAUCUCAGCUCCGCAGCCAGAAAGUACCAGGCAAGCUGAAGGAGUGGUCACUGGUCCUGUAUGGCACCUCUGUGCACCCGUACUCGUCUCUGCGCAGCGAUAAGCCCCGCUCCACAGACCUGAUGGCUCCUACUGAUGAGGAGUUCACAGAGGAGUACAAUGGCCCCUGUGACUCCGAGUGCAAUGAGAACGGCUGCGAAGGUCCUGGACCCCAUCACUGCAUUAACUGCCUCCACUACUUCCUCAAGUUCAAGAACAACACCAGGAUGUGUGUGUCCGAGUGCCCCAGUGGCUUCUUCCGGGAUGACAGGAAGCGCUGCAAGAAGUGCUCGUCGCUGUGCGAGACGUGCGUCGGUAGCCGUAGCGACCAGUGCACCACGUGCAGGGCCGGGUUCCACCUGAACGAGGGCUCCAACACGUGUGUCGCCAACUGCGCCGACAGCUUCUACCUCGAUCACGAUUCCAACAUGUGCAGGAGAUGUCCCGAGAACUGCAAGAAGUGCACCGCCUCCAAUAUCUGCACAGAAUGUAAACCUGGAAUGAGUCUUCAAGGAAACAAGUGUCAGAUGACCUGUGACCCAGGGACUUAUUACAACGGCCACAGAAGGACCUGCGAGCACUGUCAUCGGGCAUGUGCCACCUGCGCAGGCACAGGUAUAGAGGCGUGCACCAAGUGUGCAGAGGGCUACAUGCUGGAGGAAUGGCGGUGUGUGUCAACAUGCAGCGCGGGCUACUACCUGUCAGAGCAGACCUCAGACAACGGGCAGGUGCUAAGGUCCUGCAAGAAGUGUGACCAUAGCUGCUACGAGUGCUCGGGGCCGGGGGAGAGAAACUGCAGCACCUGCAUCAGUGGUUACAAUCUGGAGGCAGGAGCUUGUGUGGUCAGCACCAUCUGCAAAGAUGGAGAGUAUAUGAAUCUCCAUGGGAAGUGUCACUUGUGUGACAUUACGUGUCAGCAGUGCCUCGGUCCAGAGAGAGACGACUGCACCAGCUGCCCCUUCACACGGUUCUUUGAUGAUGGGCGCUGUGACAUUCGCUGUCAGAGGGGGCGCUAUGUCAUGGGUAGGCAGUGCCACCUGUGCCACCACACCUGCCACGAGUGCGAUGAUGAGGGACCUGACAACUGCACCAGCUGUGACAAAGAUAAGUUCGGGGUGGACAGGUACCUGUUUCAGGGACAGUGUCGUGACGCCUGUCCGGAGGGGUUUUUCCAUUCUUGGAGGAGACAGUGUGAGCCAUGCCCCGGCAACUGCACCAUUUGCACAGCGGCAAAUCACUGUCUCCACUGUGGCCCAGGGCACAAGCUCAAAGACGACCGCUGCGUCCCGCUGGAGUGCGGUGCAGGUGAGGUGACAGACCCAGAGUAUGAGGACUGUGAACCCUGUGAGGAGGGCUGCAAGACAUGCAAGCGCAGUGACUCUGAGCAUCAUCAUCAGGGAACUGUCUGUCUCACCUGUGAAGACGGCUACUACCAAUUGGGUUCAGACUGUUAUCGGUCCUGCCCAGACCGGACCUACGAUGUGAAAGACUCGAUGGUGUGUGCUAAAUGCGAGGACUCACGAUGUGUCAACUGUGACCAGCACCAGUGCUACUGGUGUGAGGACGGGUUCUACGUCUCUGAUGGAGAGUGUGUGGAUCACUGCAAGGAAGGUUUCUUUGUGGACGAGGAGAGCCAGGACUGUGAGCCAUGCCACCGUGCCUGUCGUACCUGUGGGGGGCCAAAAUUUGACGACUGCGACUCGUGUGAGGACGGUUUCACACUGCAGGAUGGGGAGUGUUUGCAGGACAGAGUAAAGUCUGCCCCCUGCCCUGAUACACACUUCAAGAACAAUAAAGGUGAAUGUGUGCAGUGCCACCCCUCCUGUAAGACAUGCUCUGAUGCAGGGAAGGCCGACUGCAACAGCUGCGACGCAGGCCGUUUCCUGACUGCCCGACAGUCCUGCGUCUCGCGUUGUCCGCCCGGUUCGUUCCCCAACAGGACGUCCCGCCUGUGUGAAGACUGCCUGCCUGGGUGUACUGUGUGCCAGGAUGCCAAGCGGUGCCAGCGGUGUCGCAGCGGGUACACACAGCUUUAUCUGCAGGAUGGAGUGUGUGUGUUGGAGUGUCACAGAGGGUUUCCUCAAGGUGGUGUGUGCCAGCCAUGUGGCCCAAAGUGUGCAUCUUGCCAGGGAAAUGCCUCCCACUGCCUGAGCUGUGAGAGUCAGUACUUUUUGCUGGACCACUCAUGCAGGAGCCACUGUCCCGAGGGCUACUACGCCACUGCCACAGACUCUGAAUGCCUUCGCUGCCCGCCUGACUGUAAAGAGUGCAACCAUGACGGCCUGUGCCAGGAGUGUGCUGAGUACUUCUUCCUUCAUGAGGACAAGUGCGUGGACGACUGUCCCGCUGGUUACUUUGCCAAUGAGGAGCAGCAGGAAUGUCAACACUGCCAUGUCGACUGUGCCUCCUGUGACGGACCGGACUGGGACGACUGCGAUGUGUGUCGCAACCCAAAAGCUGUCCGCUACAACGGAGAGUGUCUGCCCCAGUGUCCCACCAACACUUACCAUGACCAGCUCACCCAUGAAUGCAGGGACUGCGACAGAUCAUGUCAGACCUGCUCAGGCCCAGAGCCGUCGUCCUGCCUCAGCUGCGACGACGACAUGCGUAAAGACGCCAGCGGACACUGUGUGUGGUACAGUCAGUGCUCGCUGCGCUCAUACAUGGACAAUGAUGGGGAGUGUCAACUGUGCCACCACAUCUGCCAUCGCUGUUCUGGGCCUGGCAAAGACCACUGCCUCAGCUGCAACACCCCACACUUUCUGCUCAACAGUACGUGUGUGGAGGAGUGUCCUGUAGGUUACUAUGGUGACAAGGAUGAACGCGAAUGUAAGCACUGUCACUACAGCUGCGAGUCGUGCGUUGGGCAUCACAGUGUGCAGUGUGUCACAUGCAAACCUGGACUGUUCAGGCAGGGCUACAGCUGCGUCGAGGCCUGCUCGGAGAGUCACUUUGGCAACACCACCAGCAGGGUUUGUGAGCGCUGUGACCCUUCUUGUAGCCAGUGUUUUGGUCGUGGCAGCAGGGAAUGUCUGAGCUGUCGGGAGGGCUACUUGUACCUGAGGGAGUGGGGACGGUGCCUGCACAGCUGCCCACCUAAUUACUACGAAGACAGCUGGUCCAAGACCUGUCGCAGGUGUCACCCCACCUGCAAGACCUGCAGCAAUGAGGGUGCUCUGUCCUGUCAGUCCUGUUAUGAGGGCUUCAAGUUUAUGGGAGGCAUCUGUGUAACACCGUGCCUCAUAGGUUUCUAUCCUGCAUCUCAGGGCUCUGAUUCUCAGAAUGCCGAACCAAACUGUGUUGCGUGUGAGCCAUCCUGCCAGCAAUGCCGAGGUCCCAGCAUGUGGAAUUGCACAGAUUGCCCCCCCCUCCAGAUCCUGGCGGAUGACGGUCGCUGCUUGUCCUGCUGUGGAAAUGAAACGCACCUCGAUGGUUCGCCCAUACCCAGGGAGUGCUGUGACUGCCAGGCCUCCGAGGCGGAGUGCAUCCUGAGUGUCAACUUUGUGUUAAUGGGAGCAGAGGAGUUGGACAUGCAAGGCAGCCCAGCGCGAGUCUUUGUCACGAUCUGUGUUUUAUUCAUCAUCGCUGUGGGCGGAGUGGUGUUCCUCUUCCUCUUCUCUCGUUCUAAGUCGCUCACCAUCCCUGGAGCCCCCAAAACCAAGGCCGGCGGCUAUGAGAAGCUGGACUCCAACGGGGGCAUCGGCUCACAGUCCGCCACCUCGCCAUUUGGGGAGUACAGCGACCGAAUCAUCGGGUGUGAGGAUGAUGAUGGGGAGGACGAGGAUGAGGAGGAUGACAUUGUGUACAUGGCACAGGAUGGGACUGUGUAUCGGAAGUUCAAGUACGGACUCCUGGAUGAAGAUGAGGAGAUUGAGCUGGAGUACGAUGACGAGAGCUACUCAUACAGAUGAAAAAAAAAAAAAAAAAAA